Messenger RNA from Adineta ricciae, 4332 nucleotides. Lineage: Eukaryota; Metazoa; Rotifera; Eurotatoria; Adinetida; Adinetidae. The record is from the annotation of a GenBank genome assembly.
AUGAGUCAAUAUUUCUUAAUGAUUUCGUUAAUCAUAUUUUAUUUAACGAUGAACGUUUAUGUUGCUGGAGAAAAUUGGUUGGGCAAUUACAAAUGGACUUCACGAUGUUCUAAAGAUGAAUGCUGCUGUUUUGUUAAUGAACUAACAAUUACUCAAGUCAAAGAUGAUCCUAAAAGAUUGUCGAUUGUCACUAGUCGCGCUGGUCCCAUCUGCCCAGCAAAAACUUAUGAAAAUGUUAUCGACGUUCCAGAAGGUUCUUUUAUGGAUCAGAUAAAACCAAGAACAUUGAUUUGGGUCAUAAAUCAAAAUAGUACAGCUAUCACUGCAGUCGAUUAUCAAUUUAUGGAGUGUAAUUCAGAAGCAAUAAGAAUAACAAACCUAAGUAACAAAAAUAACAUGCACACUCUUUGUUGGAUAUUUAUGGCUCAUUUCAUUGUACUGAUCAAAUGGUUUUACAACAGAAUUGACAACAGAUUGAAACCGUACUACCCUACAGAUACAGUUGGUAAAAUGGCCAAAUUCUAUGUUCAAUGGGUCGUUGAACGUUUAUUGAAAUUGAAUUUAUUUGAAAAACAAACGGAAGAUGAACAUUCAAAACGACAUCAGAUCAUAUCGACCAGAGUUUACAUUAUUGUUCUACCACUACUCCUACUCAUUCUAACGUUAUUCAUAUCGAUACAAUCAGAUUUAAACACCAUACGAAUCAAAUCACCAAAAGAAAAUGAUUAUAAAGCAUUACAGUUAAAAUACCAGACUGGUUUACAAUGCCCUUGUAAACAAAUCUCGAAUACGUAUGAUCGAUUUGUAACGAUAAUUCCUCAAUAUCAUGAAAUAUGUUCAUCUGACUUUGUUAGUCAGAAGUGGAUUGAUUAUUUAUUCUAUGAAAACACAAGUUAUUUUUUUCAAUUAGAUUUCCGUCAUGAUGCAUCGGCAAGAUUUCAAAUUCUUCGUACAUUAUGUCAACAAGCACAACAAUCGGUCAGUGAUCAUUUAAGUGAAUACUAUUCAUUUGAAUUAAUAACAAAUGAAGUUCUACCAACGGAUACUUUUCACAUUCAAAUGGAUUCGUUUGUACAACUUUUUCAGGAAACAACUCCAUCACCAUUUCAAAAUUUAUUACAAAUCAUUCGACAGUCGACAAUAUCAAAUGGUGUUCUUUCAGCAAUCGAUGCAAGUUUUGCUUAUGCCUUUCAUCCAUCAGGACCUACAACAUUUUAUUUGGAUAAUUAUCAUUACUAUGAAGUCGACUCACAACAGAAAAAUUUCGAUUGUUACUGUGAUAAUGUCACCGUGUGUGAAUUACCUGAGGGUAUUUACGGAGAUUUAAUUCAAUAUAACUAUCCAGGAUCAAACUGGAUUGGUGAUCCAGAUGUCAACGCAAAUACUGCAGCAAUUAAUGCAACAUUUUUUGUCGAUGGAUCAGUUGUAAGCUGCAAACCCAUUGAAUCUUUGAUGCGUUCGACAAUCGAAUGUCUAUAUGAUCAAGUAUGUUUAAAUCGAAUUGGAAAGUAUAUCAACUAUACUUCAGUGUCAAUUGAUUCGUUUCAUAUACUAAAUCAAUCGAAUGCCGUUCGAAAUCAAACUAUUGAAACAUUGACAAGUAAUUUAUUUCUUGAAAAUUGGAUUAUUAACAAAUCAUAUUCAAACUAUUUUGAUUCAUGUCGACCAUUAUUUUGUCAAUAUAAAAUUGAUCAAAAGCAAAGUUUUGUACAGAUUCUCACAACUGUUAUUAGUUUAUAUGGAGGUUUAAGAGUUGCUCUCGCAUUAAUUAUUCCCAUAAUUAUCAAGUUUAUCAUGCGAAGAAGAUCAACAGAACAUCAAGCAUCAAACGUGUCAAGAUUGGUUCGAUUACAUACGGUAUGUCGUUCCAUGGUCAAGCAUCUAACAAAAAUGAAUAUAUUCACCGAUUAUUCAACAGAUGAACAUGUUCAAAAAAAUGGAAGACUUUCGACCAAACUUUAUUUCGUUAUUUCAACUAUUUGUUUGUUUGUCUUUGCAAUUCGUCUAUCCGUAGAGAAACAAACGCAUACGAAAUUUAUUUAUAACCCAACAAAACAUCAAUUCGAGAGUUUACAAAAUCAAUCAAACAGCAACUUUGAAUGUCCAUGUCUUCAUAUAUCAGUCAAAUAUGGAGAUUUCAUUCAAUUUAAUCAAACAUAUCAUCAAAUAUGUUCAAGUGUUUUUGCAUCAACUUUAUGGUACGACGCUGAUAAUCUGUGGAAUACAUCAGAUUCAUGUUAUUAUCCAUCAUUUCCAAAUUUAGCGUCGUUUUAUUUUUCACUUAUAUUGACAUUUUGUCAGUCAGCCAAUGAGACUAUUUCGAAUAGUUUGACACAAUUUUAUGCAUCAGAAUAUAUCACGUCUAACAUUAUUCAAGAAGAUCAAUUCAACAAUGAGAUUACAUCAAUUAGUGAAUCAUUUCAAAUACAACUACAGAACUCGUUUCGACAACAAUGGAGUUUAUUACAAAGUGUCCUAUCAAACAAUCAGAUUUUUACUGUCAGAAAAACAAAUUUUCUUCUAACUGGUAAACUAAUUAAUGAUACAGUGAUACCACAAUUGUAUUUAAAAAACCAUAGCAAUUGUACUUGUGCAACAAAUUCAAUAUGUUAUGAAACAGUGCAAUUUUGCAUUGGAAAUCAACAAUAUUUUAUUAAUGGUCUUCGGUUGGGUUGUUAUUUAGUUGAAUCUUUGUUUUUAUCAACAACCGAAUGUUUUUAUGAUCAAACAUGUAUUGACACUAUCAAGUCGUAUAUAACAAAGUCCGCGCCCAUAUAUUCAAAGUUAAAUGUAUUAAAUAAAUCUCUGCCAAGUCGAUAUAAAACAGAUGAAUCAAUCGAAACGAUCAUUAAGAAUCUCUUCAUAGAAAAAUGGAAUGAAUUGUAUUCUUAUGAGAUGUAUUUUAAUCAAUGUCAACCAUCGUACUGUUCAUACACAAUUUCUCAAUCGCCAACUUUUAUCUACGUAUUAGCAAGAUUGAUUGGCGUUUAUGGAGGCUUAACUCUUUUCCUGAAAAUUUCUAUUCCAAAUAUCAUCGAUUUAGUCAAACAGAAAAGAAGACAACAUACAGCUACAUCCAUAUGGAGUCGAAUAUGUGUGAACAUGAUAUCAAUUAAAAGGAGACUUAUUCAUUUAAACUUAUUUCGUGACCAUUCAACUGAUGAUGAGAAGAUUCGAAAACAAAUCUUAGCAACAAGAUUCUAUUCAAUAAUUUUCAUUAUUAUUUUAUUUCUACUAGUUUUAUAUUCAUCGUUUACGAGCCGAUCGAUAACGGUGAAUAUUUCUUUAUUAAAUUUCGACCAUUAUGAACACUUGCAAAAACAAUAUUCAGAUAGUUUAACGUGCCCAUGUAGUCGAAUUUCAAUUGCAUAUAAUAUAUUUGUUAAUCUGAAUAUAACUUAUCAUGAAGUGUGUUCGUCAGAUUUUGUUAGUCAACGGUGGUUCGAUUAUUUAUUUGAUAGUAGUAGAAUAAAUGAUCGUGAUUUUCGUGCUACAGCAUCAGCUCAAUUUCAAUCGCUUGAUUCUCUGUGCAAGACAACGCAAGAAGCGGUGAGUGCUGGCUUAACACAAUUCUAUUCGAAUAAACUUAUCAGUGGAGAUUUAAUCCCAAAUCAAACAUUCCAAAAUCGAAUCGAUUCACUCAUCACGAUACUUCAAAAGAGCACUUCGCAAUCAUUUAAACAGACAUUGAAUAUGACUCAUGAGAUUAUACAUGGAAAUUUUUAUAUGUCGGGAUAUCAAACCAAUUGGAAAUUUACUAUUUUAGAACGAGCUAACUUUUCUCCGAUCUAUACAAAUCCUAUAACAUAUAAGUCAUGUAGUUGUGGUACGUCGUCGUCAUGUUCCCAACCAGUUACAAUUGACAGUUCUACUAUUCAGGGUUUGCUUAUGGGUUGUUAUCCAAUGCAAACAGUGUUGCAAUCAUCACUUCAAUGUUUUUAUAAUCAAACAUGUUUACAAGUCAUUUUAUCAUAUUUCCAAAAAUCGUUUGAUUACAAUGUUUCAUUUCAAAUACUUUCUCCCAAUAGUGUAUAUGGAACUGAUGAAAAAGUUGAACAAAUGGUUGAUCGACUGUUUAUUGAUCAGUGGACUAUUAAUCGUUCCUAUGAAAACUAUUAUGAUCAAUGUGGUGCAACAUUAUGCACAUAUUCUUACAUAGAACAUUUCAAUAUAUUCUACGUUAUUACAACUGUUUUAGGUGUGUACAGCGGCUUAACAAUAGUAUUGAGACUUCUUGUUCCAUAUCUUAUACAUAUUGGCUUUCGACUAUUGUCCAAACGGCGAAUACAUGCUGUCGGAACUUUUCAUACGUACAUUCAGGAGACAAAUUAA